CCUUUAUAUGAGGUAGAUAGAGAAAGAAAGGGAGGGAGGGAGAGAGAGAGAGAACGUGCGAAACAGAGGAGGGUGUGAUGUGGAGGAGUGUUUGUGUUUCGCCAGUGAAGAUGGUGUUAGAUUCUGUGAAGAUAUUGGCUUGCAACAAAGUGCUAUUCACAACCAUCAUGCUCUUUACAACCUUGCCUCUCUCAACCCUCAUAAUCUCCCAAUCAAUCUCCACCCACAAUCUCACCUCUCAAAUCCACCGUCUCGAAGCCGUUGCUCACCUCUCCCACACACGCUUAGAGGCUCGACACGUGCGCCACGAAUCCCGCGACGACGCCGUUUCCCUCAUCCGCAUCAAAGCCCUAUUCUCCCUCCCCUCCUACCUCCUCUCCCUCGCCGCCGCCCUCUCCGCCGUCCACUCCACUCUCCUCGCCUCCCACGGCAAGACCCCCACCUUCCACUCCGCCGUCGCCGCCCUCAGGCUCAACUGGAUGCGCCUCUUCGUCACCACCAUCUUCGUCUACGCCAUCCUCUUGGCCUUCUCCCCCGUGCCCCGAGCCUUCGCCGCCCUGACCGCAUCCGCCGGGUCAAGAUUCGUGGUCAUGGCAAUCGGGUCGGGUCUCGAGGUGUACCUGAUGGCGGUGGUCAGCGUGGGCCUCGUGGUAUCUGUCGCGGAGGAGAGGUUCGGGUGGGAGGCUAUUAAGAUCGGAUCGGGUUUGAUGGAAGGGAGGCGGGUCUGCGGGUGGUUUUUGUCGGGUCUGUUGGUAUUGUUUUCGAGUAUGAUCGGGUCGAAGCUGCAGGGUUUGAUGGACGGUCAGGAUUCGAUGGGUUUUGAGGAUAAAACAAUUGUGAUUGGUUGGUAUGGAUUGGUAAUGCUGUGGAGUUAUGUGAUAAUGACAGUGUUCUACUGUGAUUGUAGAAGACGGCAUCCAAUUAGGGAACCCCAACCCGAUGAUGAUCACCAACUUCACGAACUCUCUUUGUGAUGUAAUUCUAGGGUUUCUAUUUUUGUUGUUUCUGUUGUAGAUUUUGUUAUAAGUUCGAGCUUUAACAUCUUCCAAGUGUAGACACUUUUUUUUUUUUUAUAACUCGAGAUGUUACCUAUAAAUAUGUAUGUUUUAAAUUUAGAAUUUGAUUGUCGGAUAAAAAAAAUAUUUAAGUGAUGUA
Gastrolobium bilobum is the source of this 1155-nucleotide messenger RNA. RefSeq lists its product as uncharacterized. The transcript has a single exon. Lineage: Eukaryota; Viridiplantae; Streptophyta; Magnoliopsida; Fabales; Fabaceae. Bases 78 to 974 code for a protein of 298 amino acids. The record is from RefSeq and is a predicted model, not a curated record.